AUUUGUAAUCGCUAGUGAGAAGGGUUAUUUUACAGUGUGGUAUGUUUUUAGUGUGGUGGCAUAUUGGAAUGGAAAAGACGAGGAAAAAAAUGAAAGUGAAAAGUAUUUAAAAAAUUGAAAUUCCAGCAGGAAUAAAGCAAAAAAUGGAUAUUCAAGAUAUUGAUAUUGAAGAAAUUGAAGAUAUGGAAGAUCUUGCAGUAACACGAAUUCCAAAACGGUAUAUUCGUGAUCAAAAUAAUAUAUUUGAAUUUUAUGAAGAUUCGGAAUUUAAGAAAUGCUUUAGAUUUUGUAAAGAAUCUGUUCUACAUGGGAUAUUACCUAGAAUAGAACAAUAUUUAAGGAAGGUUAACAAUCGUGGUUUACCAAUUGAUCCUAUCGUGCAAUUGUUAGUCUGUUUACGAUUUUAUGCAAGUGCAAGUUUUCAGAUAGUUGUUGGAGAUACAAUGGCAUUGUCGCAGCCAACAAUAUCCAGAAUUGUUUUUCGUGUGUCAGCUCUACUUGCUAGUUUGAUCUCAGAUGUUAUAAAAAUGCCAACUACUCAGGAAAGAAAAAACAAAAAUUAUCAGUUAUUUCAAGCUCUUGGAUAUGGGAAUGGAGCAAUUGGAUUACCUGGGAUUGAUGGUGCAAUUGACUGCACACAUAUACGCUUAACACAUACACGAUUCCAUGGUAUUGAUGAAGUAUUUCGUAAUAGAAAAGGUUAUUUUUCAUUAAAUAUACAGACUGUCAUUGGACCUCGAAUGGAGUUUCUUGAUAUUGUACCAGAAUAUCCUGGCAGUCAACAUGAUAGCAGGAUUUUUAAAAAUUCAAGAAUAUACAUGCGAUAUAUGCAGGAAAGACUAAAUGGUAAACUAGUUGGUGAUUCUGGUUAUCCAGCUUUACCAUUUCUUUUGACGCCUAUAGAAAAUCCACAAACAGACGAAGAAAUAAUGUAUAAUAUUAUUCAUGGAAGAACAAGACAAAUUGUUGAAAGAACGUACAGUGUGUGGAAACGACGAUUUCCUUGUCUGUCAAGAGGACUUGGCACAAAAUUAUUAUGUUCUACAACUAUUGUAGUAGCAUGCGCAGUAUUACACAAUCUUGCUCUUAUGUUCCAUGAUGAACUUCCUGAGGAUAAUGAAAACGAUCCACGUGAUGAAUAUGAAGAAGUGCCAAUAAAUCCUCCACAUUGGCAGCCAAGAGAAGGGUUUGCAGUGAGAGAAGCUCUCAUUGAGGAUUUAUUUCGAUAAAUUAAUUUUGAAAAUAUAUGUUUAUAAUUGUAUCAAUUAUUAGACAAUGUACAAAAA
This is a messenger RNA of Harpegnathos saltator (Jerdon's jumping ant), 1286 nucleotides long. RefSeq names its product putative nuclease HARBI1. The transcript is spliced from 4 exons. The coding region runs from base 144 to 1229 and encodes 361 amino acids. The record is from RefSeq and is a predicted model, not a curated record. Lineage: Eukaryota; Metazoa; Arthropoda; Insecta; Hymenoptera; Formicidae.